This is a messenger RNA of Drosophila teissieri, 6571 nucleotides long. RefSeq names its product dual 3',5'-cyclic-AMP and -GMP phosphodiesterase 11 (gene Pde11). The transcript is spliced from 17 exons. The coding region runs from base 1006 to 5268 and encodes 1420 amino acids. The record is from RefSeq and is a predicted model, not a curated record. Gene Ontology annotation, biological process: signal transduction. Lineage: Eukaryota; Metazoa; Arthropoda; Insecta; Diptera; Drosophilidae. Gene Ontology annotation, molecular function: protein binding; 3',5'-cyclic-AMP phosphodiesterase activity; 3',5'-cyclic-GMP phosphodiesterase activity.
UGGCAGUAGUCGGAUCGCCGGACGCGGCCGUGGAAGAUUCUCGUGCGAAAGUGGAUUCUCGCCGAAAGUGGAGGCGAAAGGAAAUAGGUGCACAGCAGCCAGCAACCAGCAGCCAGCAGCCUGGAUGCGGAUCAUAUUUUUGGGAUCGGAUCGAGAUAAUGAUGAUCGCGAACCGAUCGGGCUGAACGUGUUGUGCGCGUGUGUUUCGCUUUUUACGCCUUUUUUCAACUGCGACGAGGAAUCGAAUGCGAUUGAGGGUCGGAAAUCGAGGGAAAUUUCAGAACCCCAGAAGUUCCCCCUUCAAAUAACAGUGAAGUGUAUUGUGAAGCAAGAGAAAGAGCACAAGCGAAAAGCAGAAGCAGAAUCAAAAGCAGAAGCAGAAGCAGUGCGCAAAGCAAAGCGAAAGAGCUGAGCAAAGGAGGCAGAGUUUACCAAUCCGAGUCUGAUUUACAGCUGCGUUGGUGUGCGGAAACAUAAACCCCAUUCGCAUAUCCCAAAUCCCAUAUACCAUAUUCCAUAUCCCAGAUUUUACAAUCGUUUUCUAAUGACUUUAACCACUGAAACCGGGCAAGAAAUUACUGGUCGCCGUCUCGGCUCCACACAUCUUCUAAUUUAUUAAAAGCAGUGACAGUGUUUUUUCUCAAUUUUCUGCCUGCGCCCGGUUCGCUGGGCGAGAAACAAAGGGAAGGGAGGCCGAAAUACACAAGUAACAAAAAGUAUAAAAUACAAAUUCAACACGCGAAUGUUUCGAUCGAAAGUCGAAGAGUUGAGUGAAUUAGUGAAAUAUAUAUACACGCGCGUAAAAUCCAUACACACAUGCGCGUUUUUGUGAUAUAUUAAACAACGCUCCCAUAGCAGCAAAUUUAUUUCAAUUGCUAAGUCGGUGGAAAAAUAAGUCGGCCAGAAAAUAAAUAAGCUAACAAAUUGAGGAAUAGCAUAGUACACCCUAUAAAUUUGGAUUAAUUGGGGAACCCCUCAAAGGCGGACAAAUACAAUUAAAUUGGAAUGGCAUCAUCCCCAAACAACGCGGCGCCGCCUGUUUUAUGGCGGGCGAGACGUAAAAUUGGCCUGCAUCUGCGGAGCAUCGAGGAGCCAGCGACGACGCCGCUCCAGUUCCAGCCGACUGGCAGGAUGAACGCGGAGCAGGGGGGCACGGGGUACGGCGGCUACGGAUCCAGCGAGCACUCGCUGCUCAUCGCCACACGCCACGCCGGUGUCCCCCCGCCCCCCGCCCAGCAACAGCCACUCCCCGCCCACUAUCAGCCGCUGAGCCACUCCGGCGCAGCCCCGCCCUCCUCCUCCAACGGAUCCCCCUCCUCCGGCGGCGGAGUCCCCACGUCGGCCACGCCGCAGCCACAGCAGCAGUACCAGGUGCAUCCGCCGUACCAGUACCAGUACCAGUACCAGCAUCACUAUCACCACCAGGCCAACUCGCCGCAGCACCACAGACCCUACGAUCCGGAGCACGCGCGGAUGGAGGCCUGGCUGGACGAGAAUCAGGAAUUUGUACAGGAUUAUUUUAUAAGGAAGGCCACACGUCAGACGGUGGAUGCCUGGCUGGUUUCCCACGCCACCUCGGCGGGCAACGAUGUGGUCAGCAGCACCUCGCCCACCCACGCCAACGGACAGACGAGCUCCUCGCGUGGUGGAUCCGGUGCCACCACACCAGUGCGAAAAAUCUCUGCUCACGAGUUUGAGCGCGGCGGACUUCUGAAGCCGAUUGUCAACACAAUUGACGGCACGCCCACAUUCUUGAGCAUUGGCCCGCCGAUGGACAACGGCGGCGUGGGCGGCAGCUGCAGCAAUCUGCAGAAUGUCGGUGGCGUCGUGGCCGGCCAGUAUCAGUAUCACCACCAGCAGCACCACCAAAACCACGCCCAUCUGCACCACAGCCAGCACAGUCAUUACCAGGCGGGCGGCGCCGUUGGGAGCAGCAGCUUGAGCAUCACCGGUGGCACCGGUGGAGGGGGAGGAGCACCUGGGCUGGCUGUCAGCGGUGGAGCGGGAAAUGGCCAUCCAUAUCCCUACUAUCAUUGCCACCAGCGACCACAGCGCUUGUCUCGCAACGAGCUCAAGCAGCUGGACGAGAAGGAGUUGAUUUUCGAGCUGGUGAAGGACAUUUGCAACGAGCUCGAGGUGCGCACUUUGUGCCACAAGAUACUCCAGAACGUGUCCAUUCUGCUGAAUGCCGAUCGCGGAUCUCUGUUCCUGGUGCAAGGACGUUGCAACGGACCUGAUGGACUAAAAAAAUGCCUCGUCUCGAAGCUGUUCGAUGUGUGCCCCCGGAGCACCGUGGAGGAAAUGGAGCAGCAGGACGAAGUGCGGGUGGCAUGGGGCACGGGAAUCGCCGGGCAUGUGGCCGAGAGCGGGGAGCCCGUCAACAUACCAGAUGCUUACCAGGACGAGCGAUUCAAUUGUGAAAUUGACUCGCUGACCGGCUAUCGGACGAAGGCCUUGCUCUGCAUGCCCAUCAAGGAUUCAUCCGGGGAUGUGAUUGGCGUGGCGCAGGUCAUCAACAAAAUGAAUGGCGAGUGUUUCUCCGAAAUCGAUGAAAAGGUCUUUUCCUCGUAUCUUCAAUUCUGUGGCAUUGGACUGCGGAACGCACAGCUGUAUGAGAAAUCUCAACUGGAGAUCAAGCGGAAUCAAGUGCUCCUGGACCUGGCCCGCAUGAUCUUCGAGGAGCAGAGCACCAUAGAGCACAUGGUCUUCCGCAUUCUCACCCACAUGCAGAGUCUCAUCCAGUGCCAGCGAGUCCAGAUCCUCCUGGUCCACGAGGCGGACAAGGGCAGCUUCUCGCGGGUCUUUGACUUCGAGGCGAAUGACCUGAGCGAGGAGGAGGCCACUUCCCGCACCAGCCCCUACGAGUCGCGGUUUCCCAUCAACAUCGGCAUCACCGGACAUGUGGCCACCACCGGGGAAACAGUGAAUGUGCCCAAUGCCUACGAGGACGAUCGAUUCGAUGCGAGUGUGGACGAGAACUCCUGCUUCAAGCACCGAUCUAUCCUCUGCAUGGCCAUCAAGAACUCGCUGGGCCAGAUCAUUGGUGUUAUUCAGUUGAUCAACAAGUUCAAUGAGUUGGACUUCACCAAGAACGACGAGAACUUCGUGGAGGCGUUCGCCAUCUUCUGCGGCAUGGGCAUCCACAACACGCACAUGUACGAGAAGGCCAUUGUGGCAAUGGCCAAGCAGAGUGUCACCCUGGAGGUGCUCAGCUACCACGCAUCGGCCACCAUGGACGAGGCUCAUCGACUGCGGCGCCUGCGAGUGCCUUCAGCUGUACAUUUCCGACUACACGACUUUAAGUUCGAUGACAUACACUUUGAAGAUGAUGAUACAUUAAAGGCCUGCCUGCGCAUGUUUUUGGAUCUCGACUUUGUAGAACGCUUUCAUAUCGACUAUGAAGUUCUUUGCCGAUGGCUGCUGAGUGUCAAGAAGAACUAUCGCAAUGUUACCUAUCACAACUGGCGCCACGCCUUCAAUGUGGCCCAGAUGAUGUUUGCCAUUCUGACUACCACGCAAUGGUGGAAGAUCUUUGGGGAAAUCGAAUGCUUGGCGCUUAUUAUUGGCUGCCUGUGUCAUGAUCUCGAUCAUCGGGGGACCAACAACUCCUUCCAGAUUAAAGCCUCGUCGCCUUUGGCGCAACUGUACUCAACCUCCACCAUGGAACACCAUCACUUUGAUCAGUGCCUGAUGAUCCUGAAUAGUCCUGGAAAUCAAAUUCUGGCCAAUCUCUCCUCCGAUGACUACUGUCGGGUCAUCAGGGUGUUGGAGGAUGCCAUUUUGUCCACUGACUUGGCCGUGUAUUUCAAAAAACGAGGUCCUUUCUUGGAGAGUGUGAGCCAGCCGACGAGCUACUGGGUGGCGGAGGAGCCGCGCGCCCUUUUGCGUGCAAUGAGCAUGACUGUCUGUGAUUUGUCGGCCAUCACGAAGCCGUGGGAGAUUGAGAAGCGGGUGGCCGAUUUGGUGAGCUCGGAGUUCUUCGAGCAGGGAGAUAUGGAGAAGCAGGAGCUCAAUAUAACUCCUAUUGAUAUCAUGAAUCGCGAGAAGGAGGACGAGCUGCCCAUGAUGCAAGUGAACUUUAUAGACUCCAUUUGCUUGCCAAUCUAUGAGGCCUUCGCAACCCUCUCCGACAAGCUUGAGCCUCUUGUCGAGGGCGUGCGCGGUAAUCGGGGCCAUUGGAUUGAUCUGGCCGAUGUCGUGAAAACCAAAACUAGUCAGGGAUUGGAGCCGGAGGAGGAGCAGCAGCAGCAAAAUGUGAUAUCGAACGGUGACUGCAAGGCGAUGAGUGAUGGUGAUGUGGCUGCGACGGAUGCGGAAGUGCCAGCGGACUCCCCGAGCGAGAAAGCAAGCGUAAAUGGCUCCAACGUUGCCACCAACAGCAGCUCAACUAAUAAGAAAAUUGCCGUCGCUUCUCACCCCACCAGCACCCAGCCCAGUGAUGAUGAUAAUGAUGAUGCAGAUGCAGAUGCGGAUGCGGAUGUGGAUAAAGUGGACGAGCAGCCCGCCGAGGAAAAUGGUCACGAUGCUGAAGUGGAUGAGGCGUCCUGCCGCUCCAACAGUACCUGCAGCUCCUCGACCGCCUCCAGUCGCUUGUCCACUCCACCGCCCACCGGCGAGGAUGACAGUACGCCCGUCUCGCCCUCGAAAACCCUCCAGGCCAAGCUGGUGGCAGCCAAUUUGAAGGCCCUGCAACGGCAGUCAUCCAAUCAGGUCCAGACCCAAAAGCAGCGUUGCAAGAGUUGCGACCAUUCGCGCAGUGGGCUGCAGGUUCGCAAGACGAGCUCCCUGCGCGGCGCGCAAGAACUCGAGCUAGAGAGUAAGGCAAAAAAUGGAACACACGCUGCUCUCUGCAAAAGCACGCCCGUGAUCAACAACCACAACCAUCACCAUAGUCAUAGUCACAGCCACAACCACAACCACAACCAUAACCACCACCAUCAUCAUCAUCAUCACUCGCAUCACAAUCACAGUCAGCACGGAAUUGGGAUUGGCAGUGCCAGCAUCGGCGGUAGUGGGUUAAUCAGCCUGACCACUCCACUGCUGGCUAUGGACAGUGAUAGGAUACCAAAAAUCGUAGGCAAAAUUGGAAAUAUCGAAGGCCUGCCCUUCGCUAAUGGCAUUGGAGGUCCACAAAGUGGCCAUGGGUUGCCCUUUGGCAGCUUUCAGCAUCAGCAUCAUCAUCUUCACCAGCAUCAUCAUCAUCUACUGGCGCGUCGGCACUCGGAGACAAAUAGCAAUGGGGCCACCGCUAUGGCGGCUGAAAAAUAAAUACAUCCCAAUCUGGUGUGUUCCUAGAAACUCUGAAACAGAUAAGGGGUUCAUAUUUAGCAUGAUAACUCCUAAACCACAUAUGUGAUGCCUAAAAGUAUGCAAGAAAUCCUCUUACUUGUAUUGGUCAAAACUCUUCAAAAGGUUCUGUAGACAAAUCCGCUGUGGCGGGAAUUCUGGAUCACAUUAGCAUAUCUUCAAUAUGUACAUAGUUCUAUACACCUCAUCCGAAUCGCAACCCAAUACCGCACACUCUCAUCUUGUAUAUAACAUCCAUUUUGAGCAACAGUAUCGCAGUAGGAGCAGUAGAAAAGGAUAUUGAGACAAGCACAUAACAUAAGCAAAUUGUGGCUCAGCAAUUUGAAAGCCUACAACUAAAUCUAAAUAGAAAGAUUCCUAUAAACGUAUGAAAGUCGUCAUAUACUUAUGUAUGUGUAUAUUCUGAUCUGUGUGUGUUUGUAACUUAAAUCUUUAGUUCGUACCGUCAGAGUUAGCUAAUGAUAAUGCAAAGAAGUCAAAUUCUCUAGAUGUUUAAGCACCAACCAACAAAAGAAACAAAACAAAAGAUAAAUCUUACCAAAAAUGGCAGAGUAGUGGACCCUUUAAUUGUCGUUCGCUUGCAAGCUACGCUCAUUUUUAUGGAACACAGCAAGGAUAAAAGUAUUGUAAUGUCCGCGAAACACAUACAUAUUCGAGUACGAUAACACUGUAUAACUGUACGCGUUAGUUGAAUUAUCUCUAUGGGUACCAAAAGUCUAACUUUAGUAGCAUUAGCCAACCGCUUAGUGAUGAUGUUAGCUGUCGAGUAACGAGAAACCGAAACCGAACCGAUCGCGAGCCUAGAUUGUAAUAAUCACCUAUAAUACACCCGAAACCGGUAACCAGAAAACAAAACAAACACUUGGCGCUCGGAUCUUCCCCGUCUCUGCGCUCUUUUCGAAUUUAAAUAAUUGUAAUGUUAUGCGAUGAUAAGAAAUGUAUUUGUAUCUACAUGUGUACUGGAUACUGGAUGGUCCUGAUGGGCUGGCCCAAUGUGCAGAGCCCAGACCAUCUCGGGAGCAUAUAUCCUUGUGGCAACGGCACGUCUAACGUUCUGCGUGCCACUGGGAACCACUGCUCGUGCAUAGUUGCAGAUGCGCGUAUAUAAAUUCAUGUAAUCCUUCUUUAGACUAGAUUGUACUUUGUGAGUUUUGUUAUUUAUUGUCGGCAUUAUAGAGAAACCUAUCAAAAAUACACAAACUAUUUGCUGUAACGGACCAUGUUCAAUAAGGCAAAACUAAAUAAAGCAACAUAAUACCUAAAA